This is a messenger RNA of Zalophus californianus (California sea lion), 3437 nucleotides long. It is a transcript of the gene EDARADD, whose product is annotated as EDAR associated death domain. The record is from RefSeq and is a predicted model, not a curated record. The transcript is spliced from 6 exons. Gene Ontology annotation, molecular function: protein binding. Lineage: Eukaryota; Metazoa; Chordata; Mammalia; Carnivora; Otariidae. Bases 669 to 1301 code for a protein of 210 amino acids. Gene Ontology annotation, biological process: signal transduction.
UUGCUUAGAGUCACCGAUCCAGGAGAGGCGAGGUGGCUUUGGGAGGAGGGGACUGCCCGGGACACCAGAGCGACAGCCAAGAGCUAGAGGAAGGUCCCCGUGCUGCCCUGGCCUGAGCUCCCAUGGUCCCCCUUUCUGUUUCGGUCCCUCCUGUGCCUCAUGUCUCAACUGAUAUCAGAGCCUUGCCUGGGCGCCCCCCCCCCGCCCCCGCUAUUCCCUGGGGCCUGUAAAAAUAAACCUUUUAAUGCUUCCGAUUAAACGAUUUGAUUUCAGACUUAAAAAUAUUGUAACCGUGCAGCUCCAAGAGCUCUCAGAAAUGCUUUAGGACAACUUCCUACUUCCAGGCCAGUAUGAGAUAACCAGAGUCAGCCCUCCUCCAAAUAAUCUCUUCGGUACACAGCCAUCCGAGUCUUGCAAACAAGGUCAGUUGGGUGCAAACCACAAGGACUUUCCAGGCAGAAGAAGGCACAGGGUCAGGGCAGAGCACGUCGGGCACCACGGGAGCCUGGGUCUGUGAGCGAACUUGGCAAUGACGCGCCUGGAAGAACUUUCUCCACGGUCUGAUCCACAUCAGAGGCUCCAGCGAAUGUGAUCCAAAGCCCUGAAGGUGCCUCCAUGGCUGGUUCCGAGCCCGUUGCCUUUCCUGACUGCCCUUUCGCCUUGUGGCCAUGCCUCAGAAAAUGAGAAACCUAAAUUCGUUGUGCCCUUCCCAUCAUCAUACGGCAAAGGAGCCGGUGGAAGACACAGACCCUAGCACUUUAUCCUUUAACAUGUCAGACAAAUAUCCCAUUCAAGAUACGGGACUCCCUAAAGCUGAGGAAUGUGAUCCCAUUACGUUGAACUGCCCAACAGAUUCUGAUGUGCAACAUCAGGGAGAAGAAAAUGGCUUUCCAGACAGUACUGGAGAUCCCCUUUCAGAUAUAAGCAAAGGCGAGUCCUGCAAGGAGAACUGUACUUGUCCCGCCUGCUCGCUCCGGGCCCCGACCAUAAGUGACUUACUCAAUGAUCAGGACUUGCUUGACGUCAUCAGGAUAAAGCUGGAUCCAUGUCACCCGACAGUAAAAAACUGGAGGAAUUUUGCCAGCAAAUGGGGCAUGCCCUAUGAUGAACUGUGUUUCUUGGAGCAGAGGCCUCAGAGCCCCACCUUGGAGUUCUUGCUGCGGAACAGCCAGAGACCAGUGGGCCAACUGAUGGAGUUGUGCAGAUUCUACCACAGGGCUGACGUGGAGAAGGUCCUGCACAGGUGGGUGGACGAGGAGUGGCCCAAGAGGGGGCGUGGAGACCACCCCAGGAACUUCUAGACCUCCGCUUCUUCGUACUGGCCUCUUUGGACCUUGAGCCAGGCACAGGACCUUGAAACAACCACAGGUUGAGGAUCUGUCCUUUUUUUUUUUUUUUUUUUUAAGAGUUUAGGAUAAGGACACGGAACCGUGGACAUUGGUUUUCCCCAAAGCUGGUGGUUUUUUUGGAGGGGUAGGUUAUGUUUUGGUGGCGGAUUUUUGUUUAGUUUUGCACCUCGGUUUUAAUUUAAUAUUUGAACCUGGAAGCGGGAAAGAUACUUUGUAGACUUCUAUAGGGGCCUGGGCCAAAGUCUACAAUCGGAGUGGAUUCAUGCCAUGAUGAAAAUAAAAUUAUCCUCUCCCUUCAAUGCUGUGGAAGAUUAAAAUAAGAACUAGGAUUGUUGAUGGCCCCAGUCGAUCGUCAUCCAUGGGCUCCUUCAGGAUGGACAGCACUCCCACAGCUGACAAGAAAACAGCACAGAGAAGUUACCUGUUUUGGUCGUAAAGUGCUUAGGUGAAGUAGCAGGAUAUUGGUGUUAUGGGGCCGUACCUUCACACCGUAUGUGCCGUCUCUUUUAUACAAAUACUUUGGUAAUCUGUGCACUAUCAAAAAUGUCAUUUGCUCAAGCAUUUUUGGAAGAAAUGCAAAAUUGGUGGUGGGAAGAGAGAGUCAGGAUUCGGGGGGAAUAAGGACCUUGGGCAUGGUGUUUGACAAAGAGAGUACACCAAAUGCCCUUUGUUACCCAAGACUUUUUAAAAAUUAGUUUAAUGUUUACUUUUACAUCUUUUAUAUAAGGCUGAGGGUUUCACGCCUGAGAUCAAGCUCAGUGAAGAAAUAAACAUCACCUGGCCCAUGGCUGCAACCUAACCACUCUUCUAGCACCUGCUAUCCCAACUGGAAACAGGGCCACUUGUAACAAGCACUACCUAGCGGUUUAGCCAAGAACCGGGAAUCGGUACUAAAAUCCAAACUUCAAAGGAUUUUAAACCAAAUGAAAAAUUGGGUCCAAACAAUAUCUGGUGUUCUUAUUUGGUGGCUUAAGGGGAGGUAAAGUGUGGAGGAUGGGAGGGUUUGUUACUAGAGAGAUCCGAUAUUCUCGAUUUUUUACAGGGUAACAGAUGCAAGGCAAAGCCUUGGCUUGCUUGACAAUUUCAUAAAAGCGCUAUUUGGUUUUGGCUGUGGGUUCAGACAACUAAGGCUCUUCUUUCGGUUUGGUGGUAUUCUGUCUACGUCCCUGAUUAAAACAAGCAAAAAUGAUGAAGAGCAUUGACUGGAGUACAAAAAAGAUUAGGAAUAACGCAAAAGAAAAUUAUUUUCUCAACCACUAACGUAGUUUUCCACGAACAGUUUUAGCGGGUUUUAUUAGGUUGCUAAUAUAUACAGUCAGCUUCGCUACCAAAUGUAAACUCUAAACUAGCAAAAUCUAUGGAGAUUUACUCAUCACUUCUCCUUCAGGGUUCAUCACACCCAGCUCAUCUUCCCUUGUCUGAUUUAUCAGAUAAAUGUCAGGUUUAUCACAGGAUGUAUUUAAAGGAGCAGCCCGUAAUAAAAUGUGGAGAUUUUUAAAAAUAGGUUUUUCAGCAGUUGAUGUCCAGUGAGGGAGUCGUUAAAUAAUUAUUGUCAGCCAUGCUCCAGGCGCCAUACAGAACUCAUUAAAGGGGCUCUAAUCUUCUAGGAAUUUGAUUUUUAUGCUCCAUGUUCUCAUUAAGCUACACGCGACACGCCCCCCCCCCCCAUAUGUUAGCCCAAAAUGUGCUGGGGAAAAAUAUAGAGGAGCUUUCGGUAUUUGUUAUUGACAACGCUAGGGAAAAGGGUUGUGAUUAUUCAGUGCGGCGUGGUAUGGACCCCCAGCAGGGGAUGCCGUCACCUUGUGUCCCACCACCCUUAGGAUACAAGGAGGGGAUCCCAGCCUGACCAAUGUCCUGCCGACCGCUGCCUGGCCAGUGCCACAGAAAGUCCCUCCCCUCUCCGUGCUGCUGGGGAACUCCAUCUUUGCACAGUACCCUCCUAACCGUCUCCGUCCUGGCAGACUCGUCACCCCGGCUCAGCACCAGGCUGCAGAGGCUCUGGCCAGGUAGAAGCAGUGGGGAGAGCCCAGAGGGAGGGGGACGGGAGGGAAAAGCCCUUUGGCUCCCUUUCCUCAGCUGGCUCCUCCC